Cloeon dipterum is the source of this 24281-nucleotide messenger RNA. RefSeq names its product Muscle-specific protein 300 kDa (gene Msp300). The record is from RefSeq and is a predicted model, not a curated record. Gene Ontology annotation, cellular component: cytoplasm; meiotic nuclear membrane microtubule tethering complex; nuclear outer membrane. Gene Ontology annotation, biological process: nuclear migration. Lineage: Eukaryota; Metazoa; Arthropoda; Insecta; Ephemeroptera; Baetidae. Gene Ontology annotation, molecular function: actin filament binding. The transcript is spliced from 80 exons. The coding region runs from base 92 to 23992 and encodes 7966 amino acids.
UUAAGUGCAGCGUGUGCGUGUUUUUCGUCGCGAGUGAACAAGUUGUGACGGCUGACAUGGUCGAACGGUGUUCGGACGACGGUGUCAAGCCAUGAGUCAGCCGACCAAGGGAGGCCCGUCGCCUCCGCGGCUCAAGUCGCCGCCGCCGCCCAAAGACACUGACGUGAGUCCAAGACCAUUAUUCACGCAGCGUGUCCACCAAGCGUCCACCACUGUCCGGGACAGUCCCGUCCGCGAGCGGGUCUCCUUUUUCGAGCAGCACGUGGACAAAAAGCGGGUGGUAACUCCUGGCACGUCAAGGGAGAAUCUGCUGCUGGAUUCGUCGCUGGACGAGACCCGCCGGACGCGCACCGUCCAGGAAAUCGGACACCCCCGAACUCCGGGCACGGUGUUCCGCGAGAGCUACGAGAGCAUCACCGAGGAGGGCGCGUCCGAGGAUGGCGUGAAGGUUGUCCGCGUUGACAGGGUGACUCUGACGAAGACGGUGCGUGAGACGUCCAAGGGCUCCGUCCACUCGUCCAACAGCAGCAUCGCGUCGCCGCUGAAGGAACGGUCGCCCGGACCGGACGAGCAGGACUCGGCCUAUCGGACGCGAGGAAUGUCCAAGUCCUCUUCGAUCAGCUCGCUCGUGUCCAGCUGGGGCACCGGACGCUACACCUCUCAGGAGAGUCUGCUCGGCAGUCCGGCAGACGCUCCGUCCGACCGGAGCAGGACGACCGAGUCGUCCUCCACUUCGGACUACCGGCACCAGCCUUUUCAGACAAUUGCGGCUCGCAUGAAGCAAAUUCGCAGCAAGGCGGAAUACGACUCGCACAUCACCGAGAUUAAGGAUGAGCAAGAGCGCGUUCAGAAGAAGACAUUCGUCAACUGGAUCAACUCUUAUCUCUCUAAGAGAAUACCGCCUUUGCGAGUUGAUGAUUUAAUUGAAGACUUGAAAGACGGAACGAGAUUGCUUGCUCUGCUGGAAGUUCUCUCUGGGGAGAGACUGCCGGUGGAAAAAGGCCGGAACUUGAAGAGGCCUCAUUUCCUCAGCAACGCCAAUACUGCCUUAACAUUUUUAACUAACAAGAAGAUAAAAUUAGUCAAUAUCAACGCGACUGAUCUGGUUGAUGGACGCCCUCCCGUUGUUCUUGGUCUCAUCUGGACUAUCAUUCUCUACUUCCAAAUUGAAGAAAACACGCGAGUCUUGGAGUCUCUUGGACACAGCUAUGCUGGCAGUCUCGAAAGUCUCAGGGGUGAUGCCUCCAGCCCUGAGACCUUCGGACACAGAAAGACUCCUGACAAGAGGAAUGCUGGCGCCAAGAAGGCGAUGCUCAGUUGGGUGCAAAACGCGAUCCCACCCUCUUUCAACGUUGUCGUCAAAGACUUUGGACCGAGUUGGAGAGACGGCAACGCUUUCCUGGGAAUCAUCGAGGCCAUCAAGGCUAACCUGUUGGAUCUUGCCUCCCUGCACAGAGCCAGCAACAAGGACCGUCUUGAAACGGCCUUCCAUGUGGCCGAAAAUGAACUCGGCAUCGCACGACUCCUUGACCCUGAGGAUGUGGACGUCGACCGUCCUGACGAGAAGUCCAUCAUGACUUAUGUCGCGCAGUUCUUGCACAAAUAUCCGGCGCCGACCGCUGGAGCGAGUACACUGUCAGAGAUUCAAGAAGAGUAUGGCCAGCUCGUUGAGUGGCUCAUGCAGAAGACGCAGUAUUUGGAGCACCACGUGCAAACCAAAACACUGUCCACCGAUUAUAAUGAUUUUGUCGCUUUCAAAGAUAACUUUAAAAUGAAGCAAGUUGUGUUCGACAAGCUGAAGAAGCUUGUUGACACCCAAAGUAUGGUCGCGAUCACCCUCGAAUCAUGGAGAGAAAUAGAGCGACUGUGGGUCAAACUCGAAUCGCAGAUUCGCUACUGGCAAUGGUUUUUGGACAGCAAGCUGCCAGGUGCACUCGGUGAAGUUGGAAAAUGGCUAGGUGGAGCGGAGGAGAUGAUUUUCCACGACGAUAUCCCGCAACUGAUGAAUGAGGAAACGGCCACUAUUAUCAGCCGCAAAUUGGAGGAGCACAAAGCCUACUUUGCUGAGCUGCCUGCCGUGCAGAGCAAGUUUGAGGAGGCCCUAAGGAGUCCGCUCACCUUGCAAGGUGUUCCUAGCGCUCAACUGGACGACAUCGCAACCAGACUUGAAGCAGUCGGCCCGCUGGCCGCUGAACGCCGAGUUAGACUCAAAUUCCUUGAGCACAAGUGUUGUUUGAUUGCGUUCCUGCAUCUGACUGAGAACAAACUGAGAUCUUGGACUGUCAAGUACGGUCACGAGGAAAAAGUGCAAGUGCUGCUGGAUCAGUACAAGAAUUUUGUCUCAAGGAAUAGAAUAUUCCAAGAGUUUAACAAGGCCUACCAAGAUAUGCAACAGGUCGUUGAGGAAUACAUUACUGAAGGAAAAGUUGACCAAAAAGAGAAAAACAACAUUGAUCGUUUCAUGCGCGACACCGGAGAGAGAUGGAAGAACGUAUCAAUGGAGCUCCGCUGUGUCCAGAGCAUGCUGGAAGAGGUCAUUAACUACUGGCGCAAGUGGAACUCUGGCUACUAUGAGUUUGAAAAUUGGCUGACUGAAGCCUACAAUGUGCUGCACCUUUCUGAGGUUGAGAAAAUGGAAUAUUUCCAAGAACUGAGCGUAUGGAAAGACAAGUACCAGUCUCUUUCAGAUGCUGUUCAAUUUCUAAUUGCGACCUGCGAUGACCCCAUCGCAUAUGAUCUGAGAGAAAAAUUCAACAGCCUUUCUACCAGAUGGGAAGAGCUGUUCCCGACGGUAAAACAGUACAUGCAUGCUGGAGACAUCCUCCGCAAUCGCAAAGAAUACCAGGCUGGUGUGAACAAACUGCAGGCCUGGCUUAGGAAUGCCGAGUCUGUCCUCGCCUCCUCGCAACUAGGAUCAACCCAAAACAUUAAAGCGUACGGCGAGAAACUGCAGGAGCUGCAACGCGAGAUGGAAGGCACAGAGGAUUUGUUCAAGGCAGUCAGCAAGAAGUUCCAAGAAUUGAUUUCCGAGCUGUCACGAGAGGAAGUCGAUCGCAUAAUGAUUACGCUCAAAAAGGAAAAAGAAUCUCUUGUUCGAGUCCGAGCCUUGAUUCCCACACAAUUGCACCUGUUCCACCAAAUUCUGGUGCAGUAUGAGUCACUGGAGAGCGGCCAGGCGGAAAUUUCCCAGUGGCUGGACGAGGCAGAAUCACUACUGAACAGCUUCAGCCCAAUCGGCGAUCGCGAGUUCUUCCAGGAGCAGUUGGAGAAGCACAAGGCCUUCUUCCUGCGCACAUUCUAUUACAAAUCCAUGUUGGAGAGCAAAAACAAGGUGCACCAGAGCAUCAUAAAAUCGCUGCACAACACUGAAGGAAUUGACACCAGCGCAUUCAAAGCCAAAAUGAGCCAGCUAAAUCAGAGAUUUGCUGACGUUGUUCAACUGUCGCAGACGUGGGAGCAGCGACUGAAUGAACUAAUCCGCUGCCACGAAAAGUUUGCUGAAUCUGAAGCGCUGGUUUCAAAUUGGCUUCAGCAGGCUGAUCAAUUAAUGGGUGACAAAUUGCUGGAUAACAGACAAACCGUUGAGGCACACAAGCGCUUCUUUGAAAAAGUCAAUGAAAAGUGGCUGCAAGAUUUGGAUAACGCAGCGCGUGAUUUGAAAAACUGUCAGCCACCUACAGAAAAAGCCGCCACUGAGAGACACGUGGAAGAUUUGAAGCAGAAGUGGAAGGAUAUAUUAUCAAACGCGCCAUUGCACUUGAUGAGACUGGAAUUCCGACUGGACGAAAGUGCCUUCCAGACGUUCUUGAAGGACGUGGAAAUUGAGCUCGGAAACGAGCAACACUCCCUUAACAUACAUGACGACAUUGGAAAUAUUAUCAACAGACACAAUGACUUCUUCAUAAGGCAAGACGUGGAAGGCAAAGCAAAGCAGGGUUUAGAAUCAUUGCGCAAGAUAUGCACUAGCUACUCGUCGUGGCAGCCAAACGAGGGUGAUUUGUUUGAUAAUUUCUUGACUGCUCAGAAUGACUGGCAAGUCAUGAGCGACAAAAUUGAAGCAUUCCGGCAGCAACUUCAAGAGAUUCCAGCCCAAUGGCAGAAAUAUCAUUCAAAGUUCAACGAGAUUUCAAAGUGGAUGGACACAGUGGACAGGAGCAUUGAUAGCAUCAAUCGAGAGGUCAGCUCUUUGGAGGAGUUUGAAAAUGAAAGGCGUCACUUCCAGGAAAUCUGUCAUGGGGUGGACGCUAAGCGCGAAGAAGUCAAGUGGCUUGUGCAGACUCUGGAGCAACUGACUUCCAAUUGUGAUGAUGCAAACAGCCAGCGAGAGCACAAUUCUCUAGAAGCGCUGGUUGCCCGCUACAAGGGGCUCGUGCCAAACAUUGAACUCACCAUUGUCAAAACCGAUGUUUACUCAAGAUGCUACAACUAUAGAAGAGAAGUUCGAGAGGUGUGCAAUUUGCUAAAGAAAGUGAAGGACUCGUCAUCUGCCUCAAACUUCCCAGAGAGUCUUGACAAUGCAGCAGCAUUGAUUAAAAAACAAGAAGGCGCAAUAAAGCAGCUGGAUGACCAGCGGGCAAACAUUAUGAGCAUGAUGCACAGGGGCAAGGAUUUGGCCAAAGACACAAACGCACCUGGCUUCAUCAAGGAUGAGGUGAACAACCUAAAUUCUGGUUGGGAGGACACCUACUCGCAGACCACCGACAAACUCAAGACCCUAAGAAAUACCCAGAAGAUCUGGAACACUUACCAAGAGCAGAAGGAUGAAAUUCUCAGGUUGAUUGAGCAGGCAGAAAAGGAGCUUGGCCGGCUCAGUGGAGGAAUUGAUCCAAACAAGAUUGUGGCCGACCUGCAUGCCAAGCAGGAAAUCGGAAUUGCCCUUCGCGAGGCUACUGAGGACAUGCUGAGAAAGUUGAGGGACAUUUGUGCAGCUCUUUGCAAGGUGACUGCACCAGAGAAGAAACCAGUCUUGCAGAAAGAGGUCACUGAUAUUGAGAAAAGAUUGCACUUUGUCUUGGAGUCUGCUCAGGAGCAAGCUAUCUACCUGGAGCAGUUCCAGGAGCGCUGGAAUUGGUGUAAAAGUCAAGUGCGGGAGCUUAAAAGCUGGACAGAGCACGCACCCACGUACCUGCAGCACAUUGCCGCCCCCGAUUGCCAUCCUGAGGAAAAGAAAAACAGAGCGGCACGGCUGCAGGCACAGUUUGCGGAAAAUAUCAACCUGUUGCAAAACUUGUCCGACGAAGUCAACAAACUGCUUAAGGGUGACUGCGACAAAGACGAAGCAGCUAAUUUGCGCGGAGAGGUGCAAGACUUGGAAAAAGAGCUGAAUCAGCUCAAACAAAUGUUUGAAAACCAGCUCGGCACGGUGAACCAGGAUCUAGUUUUGUGGAACGAGUACCAGAGUGGAUUAAUGCAAAUCAAACCAUGGCUGGAGCAGGCAGAAAUGAACGUCGCUGUGUCAAGUGUUAAGCCUGAAUCUCUUCCAGAAGCAAUACAGUUGCUACAGGCUGCUAAGGAGUUUGAGGCCGAAUGUGAGAAGAAACUCGGCCAACUACAGUCUAUUUUGGCCAAAAGUCAGACAAUCACAUGCCAUACAAAUGCCUCAGAUGAGGUUGACGCAAUCCGGUCAAGGUGGACAGCCCUCCACGACCAGGUUGGUCAGCGUCACGCCAAACUACAAAAACUCGUCACCACCUGGCAGGAAUUCAACGCGCUUGCCCAAAAUCUGGACGAGUGGAUCAACAGCAAGGAAAGAGAAAUUGCUGCCAUUAAAGAGCACGGAGACAGGCAGAAUGAAAAUCUCGAAGAUGAUCAGAGCAGGCUGAAAGCGUUUGCUAAUGAGCUGUCAGAGAAACAGUUUGUACUGAGUGCACUCACGCAGAGUGCUGACAAAAUUUGCCAGAAUCUGUCUCUCGAUGGCACCGCCGCCUUGAAGAACACGCUCGGCGAUCUGAAGUCCCGAUAUGCAGCACUUGGUGCUCAUCUUAGAGACACUACAAACUCAAUCAGUGACACGAUAUUGACAAGACAAGAGUUUGACAACUCACUGUCAGCCUUCAACGUCUGGCUGGAGAAGCAGACGCCUGAGACUCAGAAUAUCGAAAAAAUUCCUACUGAUAAGGUUCACUCUACUCUGCUGAGCGUACAUUCGCUCUUGCAAGAAUUUGCUGAAAAGCAGCCUCUAAUAGGCACAAUGCAAGAGGAACUUAAGAAAAUCUCAAGCAACGUGAGUCCUAGGGAAACCAAGAAAUUGAACGAGCAAUUCACACAAAUAUCAGCAAGUUUCCAGGCUGCUGAGAAAAAUAUGCAAGACAAAAAGACCGCUUUGGAGAAGUGGUCAGAGUUGAUCAACUGGUACAAGGAGUGUAUGGAACAUAUCAAUCACACCAAGUUCCAGAUAGCUCAAAAGACCAAACCAGAUGACUUGGAAAAAUUGUACAGUGAACUUGCGAAUAUUAAGAGUGGUCUCCCUCCAAAAGAAAAAUACGCUGCUGGAAUUGACAACUCUCACUUCAACUUGACAAUCACCGAAGUCUCAUCUGGAAAGCCAAUCAAAGCAAAGCAGCUUGUUGACGAGGUUAAUGUUUCUUGCUCAGAGGUUUACAAUCAAAUUGACGCGAAGAAAGAAGAGCAGCAAGAAAUAUUGAGUCACUGGGCACAGCUGCAGAAUAUGCAGCAGUCGUUGUACCAAAUAAUUCUGCGCCUCCAGAGCGAAAUUCAAGACACAGUUGCAGAUAUCCCCUCUACAGAGAAACUGGAAACAGCGUUGAACACGCUGACACGCAUCCAGCAGGAUCUUUUCGAGACGCGACCAGAAAAGGACGCUUUGGCCAACUUGGGAAAGAAAAUCAUGCAGGAGGAUCAUUCCAACCUGCUGACUGUCCAAAAUAUUUUGACUUCCAUUGACUCUAACUGGGAGAAAACCAACCACAUGUUGAAUGACUAUAUGAACAAAUAUGUUGAUAUUCAACAAACGUGGUUGCAGUUUGAUGAGUGCAAUAACAAAGCAGUGGCUGCCAUUCAACUUGGAAAAAAUACAAUUGCCGAAGUUUCAGAUGCGGCCGUAGACUCAACGCAGCUGUCAAUCGCUCAAGACAAAAUCAGGAAUGCCCUUGACCACUUGGCUAGGGCAAAGGCUUCCUUGGACAUCAUGGACACUAAAGGGAAGUUUCUGGUCCAAGAGGGUGCUCCUCUCGGUCUGAAUACCAGCAUUAUUAAGACCGCAUAUGCUGAGGCUCUUCAGGGCGUGCACCAGACAACAGACAAGAUAAAUAAAAUAACUCAAAAUCUUGCUGCUCAGGCCAUGAUUUGGAAGCACAUUGAGGAGUCCAAGGGCUCUGUCCAAGACUGGCUCAGAGAAACGUGUGAGGGGCUCACAAAUGCAGUGCAAAAUCCUUCAAACAUUGAGCUCGGCGUUCAGCAGUUGAAUAAAUACAAAGAUGAACUCGCGAACAACUACAACAUUAAAACGAGCAUCGCUACCAAAACCGGUCAGCUAAUGAAGCACGCCGGUGGGAAGCCCAUCCCCACGCUGGAGACGCUGAACACGCUUCUUGAGGAGGAAUUUGCCCACGUUAAGAACAUAGCGGAUAAUCUGGAAGCCCUGACUUCUACUAUUGGAGAAAAGGAAAAAGAGUUAAAGCUCGACUCCAAGAGCGUGAGCGAUGAACUGGAGAAGUUGAGAGAAUCACUUUUGUCUUGUGAUGACCUGUCAGGAGAUAAUUCCAAGGUUCUAGAAAGAUUGCAGAAAUGCAAGAUGUUGAAAGGCGAUUUAGAAAACAUUGACAGCAAAGUCAAGUCGGUGAAGGACAAAAUUGGCGAAAUCACCAAAAGCUAUGGAGCUUUUGCGGACUCCUCAGCAGCGAAGGAUUUGAAUGCUUUGCAAAAGCGUUUUGAGACAGUGAAGUGCCAAGCCGACAAAAUUGACGGCACACUUUCAACGUUCCUGUCUAAAUUCAACAUUGAAAAAUUCGGCACUCUGCAACGCGCUGUCGGCAUGAUCAAAGAGAAACUCCAAUGGUGCACACCAGAAGCGAGCAGCGACAAAUAUAAUUUGGAGGUAAAGCUUUCAACAUUGAAAGACGUGGAGGGUGCCAUCGCAGAGUGCGAAAGUAAGAAGAGCGAAUUGGAGAACUCCUUUGGCAUGUUGAGAGACGUUUUGUCAGCCGACAAAGUUGCUGAGUUUGAAAACGACAAGUCGAAGAUAGUCAGGGAGUUCACCAACGCCAAAAAUAGCUACAAUGAAAUCAAUGGCGUUCUUCAACACAACAUAGAGCUCUGGACUCAAUACGAGCAAAUGUCUGAAAUUGUGACAGGAUGGCUGAGAGACGUUGAAGGCCGAGUAAGAGCGGAAAGUGUAAAUCAAGUCAAUUUGCCAGACCUACAAGAGAGCAUUGCAAACAAUCAACAAUUCAAGACAGAGAUUGUUAAUUUCAAAACAAACAUUGACAAAUUAAACGACUGUGGUAAGGAAAUAAUGGAAAAGCAGCCAGAAUCGCGCAUUGGUCAGCAUGUAGGUCACCUGGCCAGCCGUUAUGAAGCUGUCGUGAAAUUCAUCGAUGGGCACAUUGAUCGCUUGCAAGAUAUUGCGAACAACAAGUCCGCUUACAAUACUGCAGUUCAAGAAGUCAAGAGCUGGAUUGACGACUCCAAGAAAAAGCUUGAUUCGUUCAAUGCUCUGCCUGCCGUUGGGCCAAAGACUAUUUUAACUUACCAGUCAAAAUUGAAGGACUUGAAGUCGUUCUUGGAUGGCAAGGAAGCCGGUCAAAUUUUGCUCAACAGCGCCGUGCAAAAGGGCGACGUUCUCUUCUCUGGAAUCACUCCAGAUAACAGGGAAUCCAUCAGAACUGAGUUGAGAGGGCUGAGAGACACUUCAGAAGCUUUGAUUGACGAUGCCAACGCCAUUGCAAAACGAAUGGAAGCAAUAAUGAUCCAAAGAUCGUCGUUCGACGACAGCUACAAUCAAGUAACGCACUGGAUUGAUGAAAUGAAGCGCAAAGUUGGCGAUGAUAACGUGGAACUGAGAGCAACUUUACAAGAGAAGAAAGCGCUGAGCCACGUUUUUAAGUCCACUGCCCAAGACAUUGACACGCACAGCAACAUUUUCUCACAAAUGGCAGCUAAAAUUGAGGCUCUAUCUGACAGCGAGGCUCGGGACAAGUUUGAUGAAAUCCUUGCCGAUUACAAAAUACUUGCCGACAGGAUCAACAAGAAAAUCGUCACUGCUGAAAAAUACGUGGAUGACCACGAGUUGCUACAGCAGAACUUUGAAAAGAUCCAAGAUUGGCUCACAUCUUGCAAGGCUGAGGCUACUGUUGUUACCGAAACUGCGAUUGAGAAAGAAGGAGCAGAUGCAAAACUCCUGGUCGUCGAGAGUCUCAUCCAACACAAACCCGAAGGAGACAGGCUUCUUGGAAUCUGCCACGAUCAACUGCAGGUUGUCCUGCACCAAACUGAAAUUUCAGGACACCCAGCGUUGCACAAUGAAUUUGAAGAACACAAAAAUGCUUGGGAAAACUUCCUGCAGCACUGUCUGCAAAUCCAAGCAGAGCUGAAUCAGUUGUGCAGCAAAUGGUCCCAGUUUGAGACCACCGUCGAUGCUCUCUUGAUGUGGGUCAAACAGAAAGAAACACAGGUGCGAGACCAGAGCUUGAAGAACUCACUGGAAGCAAAGCAAAUUCAACUUGACAAGUUAAAAGCGAUCGAAGAAGAAGUGUGGGCCAAGGCUGAUCAGUUUACCGAUUUGGCUGAGGAAAGCUCUGGAAUUGAAGGCGAGACUGAAUUAACUGUGAAAGUAUCCCAGCUUGUGACGAGGUACCAAGGAUUGAAAAACACAGUCAAAGAGGCUGUUGGAAGAUACGAAGGCUUCGUGCAGGAACACAGAUCAUUCAAUGACCAAGAAGCUCGAUUCCUGGAUUGGAUCGCCAUGGUUGAGGAGCAGCUUAAGACUUUGAGCGUUGUAGUUGGCGAUCUAAAAAUAUUACAAGACCGGCAAAGGAAAAUCAGAGAUCUUGUUGAAGUAAAAAAUCAAGAAAGCGGGAAAUACGAGUCUUUGAUUGAAUUAGGAGAGAAACUGUACGCGCACACUUCUCCUGAUGGACGUGAAGUUAUAAGGCAACAGCUCAAAACGUUGAGGACUCUUUGGGAUAGUUUCUGUGAAGACCUUCAGGCAUCAUCUAACAAAUUAGAGCAGUGUUUACUGCAAUACGUUGAGUUCUCGAUGGCUCAAGAGCAACUGACAAAGUGGCUGAGAGACAUAGAGAAGGCAAUGCAGCAGCACACUGAACUUAAAGCUUCCCUACAAGAGAAACGGGCCCAGUUGCAAAAUCACAAAAUUAUGCACCAGGAAAUCAUGUCUCACCAAUUGCUGGUUGAGUCUGUGUGCAAUACAGCCCAGCAUCUGGUGGACCAAACACAAGAUACUUCUCUAAAUGGCUACUUGGAUUCUAUCAAACAGUUGUUUAAAAACAUUGUGAUGAAAUCACAAAAUUUGCACGACAAGCUGGAAAAGUGCAUUCAGGAGCACAACAGUUACAACUCACAUUGCAAGGUUGUCCAUGAUUGGAUUUCUGCAGAGAUUGAAAAGCAAGCCGAGUGUGACAAUGUCAGUGGAGAAAAGUCAGAUAUUGCAAGAAGACUUUCGUCUGUUAAGUCACUGAGGCAAAAUGAAGAUGUGGGCCAGCGGUAUUUGUCCGAGUUGAGAGACAUGUGCAAUGACGUGUGCGCAAAUACAGCCUCAAAAGGGGUUGAGGUGCUGGAGAAGGAAAUUGUCGAUCUUGAGGCAAUGCUACGAGAACACAUUAGUUCAUUAGACACAAUUGAGACUAAACUAAAGAGUGCCUUGAAGCAGUGGCACGAAUUUGAAGUGAAACUCGACGAGCACACCAAAUGGUUUAGGCACACCGAGUCAAUUUUCCGCGAGCAGCCUCUUCAGGAGUCUGCAAGCAAAAAAGAGGACGUGCUUAAUCACAUCAAAGAAGUCAGAGAGACCAUCCUCACUAAAGAAAAGGAAAUUGACGAGUUCACGGAUGCUUCGCAUUCUCUGCUGCACUCGAGUGGUGUCGAGAGGCUGAAACCUCUAAUUUCACAAAUCAGCAAUCGUUAUCAGUUGUUGCAUGUUCUCAGCAAGGAAGUGAUUAACAACUGGCAAACCUUGGUGGACGAGCACAACUCUUACGAUGAGAAAUACGCUGGUGUUGACUCGUGGUUGAAAGAUUUGGAAGGAAAAUACGACAACAUCAAGAGCAGAAGCAAUAUCAAUGAGAAGGCCACGUUGCUGCAGCAACUGUCUCUAGAAAGGGACAAUGCCAAUCACAGACUGUCGACUUUGACCGCUUUGGGAGAGCGACUAUUCGCAGACACCGCGUCCCACGGUCGUGAGAAAAUCAGACAGGACUUGCGAGCUCUCCGCGAGAGAUGGGACAAGCUGGAAGAACAGAUCGCAGACCAACAGAAAAAGCACGAGGCUGACACCAUGCAGUGGAGCAGCUACAACGAAAUGCUCCAACAGACUCUCGCCUGGCUGGACAACAUGGAAAAGUCCUUGCAAAGCGAGCCAAACGCAUGGUCUACGUCUACUCAGGAGCUGCGAUCAAAGCUGCUCAAGCAAAAAGCAGUUUUGCAAGAUGUAUUAACCCACAAGAGAAUCAUUGAGACGGUGUGCGACAAAGCCAAGGCAUUGUCUAUUUCUAAUUUUGGAGAUAGUGAAGCGUUGAAGGCUGGCCAACAGAUCAAUGAAAGAUACGAAAAGUUGGUCAACAACUUUUUAAUGAACAUUGCCGCUCUUGAGGAGUCACUUGAUGCCUUUACAGUCUUCCACGAUUUGCAAAAGUCGCACCAGGAUUAUCAAAAACAACUAUGGGAGCGUUCGUCAGCCCUUUCCGACUACAGCGGCAACAAGUCCGCUUUGCAGUCCCGCCUGGCCAAGGUUGUCGACUUGGAGAAUUCCCUAACUGAAGGCACAACCACUUUGAAGCUUCUUGCUGAGCACAUUGAGAGGAACCAGUCGAAAUUGCCUCCGAGGGCCAAAGAGGCGAUGGAGCGAGAUUUAUCCACUUUGAAGUUUGAGUUCGAUAAAUUCGUGACAUCUCUGAGCGACAUGAAGCAUGGCUUGGAAGAGAGAAUUCAGCAGUGGUCUGAGUACGAGCUCUCAUUUGAACGUCUUUUGGCAUGGCUCAGCGAGACAGAAGCAGCGCUCAAAAACUACGCGCACAAAUCUACUCUCGAGGAGAAGGAGGAGCAACUAGAGAAAUAUAAGGAACUAGUUAAGGUCAGCAAUAGCAAGUACAGGGACAUGAAGGAGACAGUUGUUUUGGCAGAGCACCUACAACAAACCAUGCUUCUCACACUGAAACAAAAUGAACUCGAGUUUGACAAAAUGAGUGACGAUGCCACAGAGCUAGCUCACGUCACCGGGGAGUCCAGGAUAUCGGUUAACAUUCAACAAAUCACAUCCCGAUUCCAAGGAAUCCAAUCAACAGCUAAAGAAAUAUUGAAAAAGUGCGAACAGGCUGCAAAUGACCAUCAGGCUUACCUGGAAAAAUACAAGCAGGCCUCCACCUGGCUGGCCAACGCCCAAAACAAGUAUUACAGGAGCACCGAUGCUAAGAGCUUGAGCACGAAGAGCGACGUAGAAAAGCAACUGACAAGCCUCAGGGAACUACUGGGUGAGCAGGGUGCUUCCAUGCAGCUAAUCAACACCACGGUUGAGCUUGGUGAAAAGCUCUACCCCUUCACUGCGGUGGAGGGCAGAGAAAGCAUCAGGCUGCAGCUUGAGGAGCUGCAACAAGCGCUCGAAACCCUCUUUGAUGAAGUUUCGAGCACUGAAAAGAAGCUGCAGGAGAAACUCUCAAGGUGGACCAACUUUGAGGAACUGAGUGAUCACAUGAAAAAGUGGCUCAAGGAUGUUGAGCCGCAGUUGCCGGAAGAAAUUGUUUUGUGGACCACCCUUGACGAAAAAAGGGCUCAACUGCAAUCAUACAGACUGGCUCACAAUGACGUGAUUAACCAUCAGCAAGACUUUGGACUUUUAAAGGAUAGGGCCGAAGGACUGCCUGAAAGAAGUGCCAAAAUUGAUCAGCUGCUCAACCAACUUGUACGCCAAUAUGACGUCCUUUACAAAAGGGCUCAGUCAUACGUGGAAUCCUAUGAGGCGAUUGUGAGUGACCACCAGCAGUACAGCAAGGCCGUGAUGGAAACACAAGAGUGGCUUGAGGCCACGAACAGCACUAUUAUGUUGUGGGGUGAUAGCGAUCUCGAAAGGAUUUCUCUUCACAGCAAUAUCGAACGUCUCAAGAAUUUGCUUUCUUCCUUGCCCGAGGAGGAGUACAGGAUUCAUUCCAUUGCUGCUCUCGGUGAAAAAGUUGUGCCUAGCACAGUUGAGAGUGGGCAGGUCAACAUUCGCUCGCAGAUCUUAGCCUCUCAGCAAGAGUGGGAAGGACUCCUUAGCACUGCAAAAUCUACAAUUGAGUCUUUGGAAGCAAAAUUAGGCCAGUGGAAUGAAUAUGAAAAAAUGAAAGACGAAUGCUUGGCCUGGAUCAGGCUUACCGACUCAAAGCUUCACUCAGUUGACUUGAAGGCUACCUUGCAAGAAAAAAUUGACCAAUUGGAAGCUCUGAAGUGUUUGCAAGGAGAGGUUCGCGCAAAAGAGCUGGAAAUGGAUGCUGUGACCGAGCGUGCACAGCAACUUUACAAAGGAUCUCUCAGCGCGAGAAGCUCACAAAUUUCAGAACUAGGACUGAAGUAUCAGCAAGUGUCACACAAAGCAAAGGAUUUGACCAGCCGCUGGCAUGGCUACGUGACCAGUCAUCAAAACUUUGACAGCAACAACAGCGAGUGCCUCAAGUGGCUGGAAGAGAUUAAAAGAAAACUCGACUAUUGCUCUGACUCCAGCACAAAGUCCCAGAAGGAUCUUGAGAGCAAGCUUGAAAUCAUCCAGGGACUAAUUCUUUGCAAGGAUCAAGGCUUUGCUAAAGUACAGAGCACUGUCGAACUGGCACAAAUCGUGUUGGCAAAUACUGCCACUAGUGGCCAUGCGCAAAUCAACCAUGCUGUGACGAAACUUCAGGAGGAAUGGAGCAGUAUUGCCUCCAGAAUGAUUGACAUUAAGAAUCAACUUGAUGACUCAAUCCACCGCUGGUCUGGAUUUUUAGAGCAAAUUUCGCAGCUGGAUAAGGUUCUUGAUCCGAUCGAGACUUCCUACAAAGAGCUGUCUGCGUUCCAGACCACGAUGUCCGAAAAACGAGCACAACUUGAAAGACUCAGAACGCUGGAAGAGAAGGUGCGUUGUGAGAAAAUUGAAGUUGACGGCCACAGGGCAAAGGCUCAAGAAAUGCUCGCCAGCGGCCAACAAAGCCAAGCGGCUUCCAAGGCGCAAGCAACUCUUCAGAGAUUUGACGGUUUUGCUGAAAAAGUGAAGAAACUGCUUGCGGAACGAGAGGACCAAUACCGUGACCACCGCUUGUACAAAGAGGCACACGAUGACCUUAUCGGCUGGUUGAGCAGAGCUCGUGAAAAGGUGCCAUGCAUCAAACAACAGUCACUCAGUGACAAGCUUGCAAUUGAAAAUGCCGUAGCACCCUUGGAAUCGCUGCUGAACAAGCAGGCUCAGGGUGAACUUCUGGUAGAGCAUCUCACUCACACUGGAGAGGUGGCGAUUGCUAGCACAUCUAAGCAGGGCCAGGAUCAGAUUAGAAACGAAAUUAGAGCUCUCCGAGAGGGUUUUGAGUCGCUUUUCAGAGAUAUACGGCAACAAAAGCACCAGCUUGAAAGCACUGUUGGACAGUGGCGCGAUUACAAAGAAGAAUACGAAAGACUUUCAGACUGGUUGCAGCAGAUAGAAAUCCAUAUUAAAGCUCAAAAGACUGCCCUCCUGUCCAAUGUUCAGGAGAAACGGAAGCAGGUCAAUGAAGUUAUGGAAUUGUUGCAAAAGCUUGAGAAAGGUCAAGAGCAGAUUGAUCGUUUCAAUCAGGCGUAUGGUUCUUUGAUGGCAUCGCACCUUGACACCUACAUUCAGAGCCAAAUGAAACAUCUGAAUUCGAGAUAUCAGGUUCUUGUAAACAUGGCCAAGGACGUGAUGAAAAAGGUGGAGACUAACCUGGAACAACACGAUCAAUACGAGCAAAAUUACACCAAAGCUCACACUUGGAUCGAGAAUGCAAAACAAGUGAUCUGGGAUAGCAGCUCAGGAGCAUCGAGCAGCAGUCGCGAAGUUUUGCAGUCGCGGCUGAAUCAGGUCCAGGACCUGAUGAAGCAACGCGAAACAGCCCAGAAUUUGGUUCAUUCAACCGUUAGCUGGGGCGAGAAGACGCUGAGAAACACAAGGUCGGAUGGCCGAGAUGCCAUCAACAACCAACUGAGGGACUUGCAAGCGGACUGGGAUCGACUGGUUAAGAAACUGUCCACGACCAAGGUCAACCUGGAAACCAGCUUGCUGCAAUGGGCAGACUACAACUCGUCCUACACUAAUUUGCAGCAAUGGAUAUCAGAAAGGGAAGCCAAACUGCAACAAGUUUGCGAGCAGAGGCUUCCAAAGACCAGAAAAACAGUCACCACAUCUGGAAUGAGUACCUUGAGUAUGGGUGAGCGCAAAGCUACACUUCGCCAGACCAACAGCAUCGUUCAAGACAUCGUCUCAUUUGAGCCGAUGAUCCAGUCCGUGGCUUCUAAGGCCUCAGAUCUACAGCAGCCAGCUGCUGAGAUCGCCAGCAAGUACGAAACCCUAACUAAACAGGCCAAAGAGCUGUACGCCAAACAGAAGGAGACGGUCGAGCAGCAUCAGGCCUUUAUUGACGCAGGAAACGAUUUUGUCCAGUGGAUAAGAGCAGCCAAGGAGAGACUGAGCAAGUGCUCUGAGCCCACAGGAGACAAGGACUCGCUGAGCAGCAAGGUUUCGCAGCUCAAGGUGCUGCAGAGUGAGCAACCUGAGGGUCAAAAGAAACUGGAGAAGGCGCUAGAGCAGGGUGAAGUUGCGUGCCAGGUUGCAGACAAAGAGGACAAGGAGGUUAUUGAAGAAGAAGUGGCUCUGCUGCAAGAUGAAUUUGACAAUUAUGUUGAUUCGUUGACGCAUACUAAAUUCUUGUUGGAGGAGGGUAUCGUCAAGUGGACAGAGUAUGAAGACCAGUACCAGGAGGCCACAGACUGGCUGAGUCAAACUGAGACCCACGUCCAGGGUUUCAACAAGUUGUUCAACACUCUAGAGGAAAAGAAAACUAUCUUGGAGCAAUUCCAGAUGCAUCUGCAAACAGUUUUUGACUGGCAGAAGGAGCUGGACAGGCUGAACAUGAAGGCUCAGCAAUUGCUCGAAACUUGUGCGGACUCUCGAAUUUCAAAUGCGGUGACUCAGAUGACCACAAAGUACAACGCACUCCUUUCAUUGGCUAAAGAAGUUAUGAGGAGGCUAGAGCUUCAUUAUCAAGAGCACCAGCAGCAUUACACAUUGUACCAAGAGCUGGAGGAUUGGAUCGACCGCACCAAGGAGAAGGUGAAAGAGUGCCAGGAGAGUCCAACCUCUCUCACCGAUGCCAAUAACAAACUGCAAAUGGUAAAGGCAAUUAGACAGUCUCUCGAACAGGGACACAAUAAACUGAGAUACGCCAUUGAGCUCAAAGAAAAAGUGAUCCUCAACACAGAGCAAACAGGUGCAGCCAAAAUUCAGGAAGAUACUGAAAAUCUCAAGGUAGAGUUUGAGAAGCUGAUGGCAACGGUCCAAGAUUUGAGAACAAAGUUGACAGCCAAAAUUUCUCAACUUGAAGACUCUAAUAAGGACUUGAAAAUGCUGAAUGAUUGGAUUGAAGAAGUGGAACAAAAGAUGCAGCAAAUCGAGAGCAGUGUUCAAACUGGAGACUUCAGCGAAAAAAGAGCUGCUUUGGAGAAAGUGCGCAUCAUUAAUAAGGACAUAGCUGCGCAUACUGAAAUGAUUGAGCGCGCUAAAGCAAAGUUACAAGAGAACAACCAACAGCCAACGCCUGAGUUUGAGGCCAGCUUGUCCAAGUUCGAGGACCUCAAAGAGAAAAUCAAGAAAAAUAUUUCUGAUCUCGAGGAUAUGGUUAACAAACACGACUUGUACAGACGUAGUUACAAUGACGCGUUUGACUGGAUGCGCAAAAAGCGAAUCGACACCCAACACUGCAACGAUACUCAUGGUGAGAAAGAGAAAAUUUUGGAAAAAGAUGCUGUCUUGAAGGGCGUAGCAGCAAUAAUGCCUGAAGGCGAGGCAUUGGUGCAGAAAGCUGUUGAUUUGUAUAAUGACCUGAAGAGUAGUGUCACUGGACAAGAAGGACAGGACAUUCUCAACCAAGAGAUAUCCGCCCUUAAAUCAGACCUCGAAUCACUAAAGGGCAUGUUCAAAGACACUCAAAAAGUAAUCACCAAAUGCAUCACCUCAUGGGAUGAUUACUACACGAGUUAUGACUCGAUGAAGAACUGGUUGGAUGAUUUCCAAACAAGGAUUCACGUUGACACUGACGAUGAGAAGGUCACACCUGAAGAUUUGCAAAAAUGCCAUGCUCUAUUGAAAGAGGCGAAUCAGCACAAGAUGCUUAUGGAGGAGGUUAAUGACAGGUGCGAGGUUCUGGUCGAGCUUAGCGCUUGUGAAAGAAUCAGGGAUCAAACUGUGCAACUUCAAGGAACCUACACCAAUAUUGUCACGUUGCUUCAGGGUUUGGUGUCCAAGGUUCAAAAGAACUUGUCGGACCACACUGAAUUCAUGAACGCCAAGGAAGAAUUUGACGUUUGGCUGAAGCGCGCACAAGGCACAGUUCAGUCCUGCGAAGGCGUUGGCGACGAAGCAGCCACAAAGGACAAAUUGGAAACGAUCAGGUUGGUUGCAAACAGAAUGACUGAGGGCCAGCAUAUGAUGAGUGGCGUGCAAGUCAUUUUCUCCAAAGCCAUUAGCAACACUCCUGAGGAGCAACAGGAGAUUCUUAGAGACAGCAUGGGUUAUUUGCAAAAGAGCUGGGAACAGCUCAGCAUGGACCUGAACAAAGUCAUGUCAAGUCUGAAGUCUGCCACAAAUCGCUGGGAAGACUUCAACGAAUCAAAAUCACGAUUCAUUGUCUGGAUUGGAGAGAUGGAGGAAAUUUUGCGAGAGGUGCCAGAAACCAAAGCUGAGCUUGGCGAAAUGAAGAAACUUAUCGAGCGUUACAAGCACUUGCAAGACGAGGUGAAAAAGCGACGCACCGAGCUCGACCACCUUUUGACCGAAGCCACUGAGUUGUCCACUUGGGCUGGUAACCACCUCUUGUUGGACGAAAUGAAGAACGUGCAGUCUCGUUAUGACCACUUAUUCACUAAGUGUAAUGCGAGGAUGACAAGUCUGCAGGACGAAAUGCAGGACUACACGCAGUACCACCAGUCGCUGCAGGAUGCGGAAAAAUGGCUACUGCAGAUUUCCUUCCAGCUGAUGGCGCACAACUCGCUUUACAUCACCAAUCGCACGCAAACGCAGGACCAAAUCAAUGACCAUGAAAGCUUGCUCUCUGAAAUUCAGAGAUAUCAGACCGUUUUGGACGAUGUUAAGUCCAAGGGCUACACACAAAUUGAGCGUUAUGUUGUGAGUGUGCCCAGUCUUCAAGCAGCAAUUGAAAGGCAGCUGCAGAAUGUGCAGGACAGCUACAAUUCGCUGCUCAACACCGCGAUUCAAAUCAAGAAUCGUUUAUUGGAAUCGCUGUCUAAGUUCCAAGAGUAUGAAGACACGGUUGAGAGCAUUAUGAAAAAUUUAGACGUUUUGGAGCCACAAAUAGCCAGUGAAGUUGACACCCAUGCAGCAAGUUUGGCUGACUCGCAGCAUCAAGUUGAGAGAGUUAGGGCAUUGCACAACAAACUUCAAACUGAAAAGUCACGACUGGCAAUCGCCGUACAGGCUUGCGAGGCAGCGGCUGCCUGUAUUUCCAGACCAAGCAGUCCUCAAGACGUGACUCCGACUCCAAUUCCUGACAGGGAACUUGAGGUUAGGGCCAAGAUGGAGGACCUGAUUGAUCAAGUGCAGAACAAACUGUCUUCACUGAAUUCCGCUGUUGGUGAACUGGAGGAAUGGUCGCGCCAGCAAGAGUACAUGAAAGUCUGGGCGCAAGAGCAAAGAGCAUUUGUCACCGAAUGGAACGCCAGACCUUCCAAGUUAAGGCCAGAGGCCGCCCGCCAGGAGUUUGCUCAGGCUGAAGACCUCUUGCAGAACGUAGACGUGCGCAGAAGACAGCUUGCUGAGCUAAAAACUGAGCCUGAUGAAGCGCUGCAGAGAGAUCUGAGCCAGCUUGAAAUGGACGUCCACAACCUCAUAACCAAAAAGCAAGCCUCGCAGAAUAUAAUUGAGGACUAUAGAAACGCAGUUCAAGAUGUGCAAGCUUGGAUGGACCAAGUGUGCAAAAGCAUGGAGGUGCUGGACAAGGGCAGCGGACAGUUGUGCUACCAGAAAUUGUCCUCUGUGGGUGAUAUUCUGCGUGACUUUGAGGCUAACAAAUAUAAGCUUGAAGAACUAAAAACCAAGGGAGCAGCUGUGAUUGAUCAAGUGAGCAAUCUGGAGACUCAGCAGGUUGAGGAGCAGCUCAAGGCGAUUGAGAGACGCCACGGAGACGUUGGCAAGAAAAUCCAGCGCAAAGCCCAGAUUCUGGAGAUGACCAAAACUGGCUAUGAUACAGCUAUCGAGGAGAUUGAGCUCGCUCGAAAGUGGGCUAAAGAAAAAAUGAAGUCCGUGGAAAAGCAGACACCACUCGGCUUUGAGAGCAAGUCGGUGGAGGAGAAACUGCAAGACCUCAAAUCGCUGCUCAAGGAGGCAGAAAGCAAAGAAAUCUUGCUCGAGACCCUGGAGAAGCGGGUCGGAUCCAUGCAAGCAGAACUUGAGCCAAACGAACAUUCCCUGCUAGAGGGAAAUCUCCGCUCCUUGGCCACUGACCACGAUGAGCUUUGCGCAUAUUUGAGAAAGGAAAUGACCAAGCUCGCAGGAGCUAUUGAACAGAGGAGAAAAUUCGAGGCUGAUGUUGAUAAAGCGCUGGCCUGGAUCAAAACUAAGGACAAUGAGAUUAAGCCUGGAGGCUGGACUCCACUAAAUACUGUUUCGAUUGAAAAAGACCUACAGACAUACAAGAACCUCGAAGCUGCUGCUAAAAAUUACAACAGUACCACUCUGGCUGACAUUCAGAGACAGAGCAACAAUAUUGCUAAAGAAUGCGAUGAUGAAAAUAAAGCCAAGUUGCAGGAAGUUAUGGAUGAUAUUGGCGAGAGGUAUGAAAUUCUAACCAAAAAGCUAGCCGCUAAAAUCGAGUGCCUCGGUGAGCUGAAUGUCGGACGCAAGGAAUUCGAAACCGACUUGGAAAAUUGCUGGCACUGGCUCAAGCAGGCGGCUGUGUCCGUUGCGGCCGACAUCCAUACAAACAACAUCGAAUUGAUGCAAGAGCAUCUUGAAAAGUAUGUGCAAUUGGAAGGCGAAGCAGCUGAAAACGGCAAAUUGGUUGAGAAGGUGUUUACUCAGGGUUCGCUGAUUUUGCCGAAUGUAAGUGAGGCAGACCGUGUAAACCUGACGGAGCAGCUGAGUAGCCUGAAGAAAGAGCACUACAGCAUGUUUGCCAUCAUCCGGGAGCGGCUUGAGGCUCUGCGGAAGGCUAUCAAUGAGAGCCAGCACGCGGCCGACAGGCUGCAAGAAACGGUCGGCUUCAUGAAUUUGAUCCGCCAAGAGAUAAUGGAGCUCAACAAACCAAUUGGAAGCAAAGUGGAGGAUGUUCAAGGUGUCCUCAACUCUUAUGAGAAAAUUCUAAGCGAUCUGAAGCAAUAUAAGCAGAAAUUGGGCGAGCUUGAUCCAUCCAAAACAACAGAUCUGAAAGCAGUGCUAACACAACAGGAUGACUUGAUCAAAACCAUUGAAGAUCAGAUCUCUCGUUUGAAACAACUGCUUCUUCUGCGCCAACAGUUCCUGAGCAUAAUAACAGAAAUAAUUACGUUCAUCACCAAAUACACGGGAAUUGUGCGCGACAUCGAAAAGGGUGGACAAACCGUUGAUGAGAAAAUCAAGAAAUAUGACGACGUCAUACUCAAGAUUCAGGAGUGCGAAGCCAUGUUGGCAACAGCUACUGACAAGGGCCAGUCGAUCGCCAACGAAGGCAGUGCUUCCGACCGCAACAACGUGACCGAACAGCUGCAGUCUCUAAAACAGCAGCUGCAAGGUCUUAGAAGGGCUGUCGAGUCCCAGCGCUCUCAACAUGUGCUAACGGCGGAAGCGCACAAGAAGCUAGCCGCUGAGCUUGGAGCCGCUCUGGAUUUGCUGCACAAGAAUGAGGCAGCCGUUAGGUCAAGGCCACUUCUGGAAAGGACCGUUGCGAGUGUUGAGAAUGAAAUUGUGAAACAUAAGGCCUUAAGCGCUGAGGUUGAGAAGCAGUUGGACGUUAUUCGCAAGGUUCGCGGCGACGUCCAGCAUGACGAAGGCCUUCCCUCCUCGUUGGCAGACCAACUGAGUGAAGCCUCAAUGCUGCUCAACUCUCUUCCUCCUGAACUUGCUGAAAGAAGCAAGUACCUUGAGUCUAACAAGACGUAUCGCUCCGAGCACCAGCAGCUCAAGGAGCAGCUUAACUCCUGGAUUGAAAAUGCCGGCAAGAUCAUGGAUGUAACUCACGAAGGAGUUGACUUUGAGAACAUCUUGCAACACUUAGAGAACCACAAAAAGUUCUUUUCGAACGAGCCAAUGGUGAAAGAGCUCGUGACUCAAAUUCAGCAGUCAGGCGAUCGCAUUUGGCCCUCGCUUUGCACUUCAGAACAGGAAGAGUUGAGUGCCGAACACCAGCUAGCCACCCAGUCGUUGAAAAACACCCUGAACUUGGCUCGCAGUCGCAAAGCGCAACUUGACCAAGAUUCUGAAUUGUGGAAGGAGUAUCUGAUGCUCAAGGAGCGUGUGCAACACAUUUCCAGCAGAAACCGAUUUGUUGACGACGCAGUCUCUUCGCAUCCAAGUUUACACGGGAAUAUUCAGCGGAUCACCUAUGCUCUCAAUGACAUCCAGGGCCAGUCUCACGAAAUCGAUCUUCUGCUUGAGCGUGCUAAGGAAAUUUCUAGCAAAGCUGAUGCAGGGAACAAGAGAUCAAUUAAUAACGACAUGACAGAAAUAAGCGCAGAGUGGAAUGGCCUUGUAUCCGAUCUGGAAGGGCGCAAAGAAACUCUGACCAAACUGGCUGAACACUGGGAGACGUUCGAAAACAAGUGGCAGCAGAUCGAUUCAAAAGUGCUGGGUAUAGAGGUAAAACUGAAGCACGAGGACUUGGUCGUGAGAAACAAGGGCCAAUUGCAGGAAACACAAGGAAAGGUUGAGAGCAUGAGCCAGGAAGCCAACUGCCUCCAGGCCAUGUAUGAGGAGUUGCAGACUUUAUCUAGGACAGUGCAAACUUUCUUGUCGGCUAACUCAGAACCUGCAGCGCAAGACUUUAAAAAGAAGUUGGACUGCCUCUGGGAGCGCAUAGCAAAAUUACUAGAUGCCCUACGCAGUACAGAGUCAGAUCUUGUCAAGAAGAAAGACCUUUUGAAACAGCAGGAGGAAAAGGUCAAGAGCCUGCUCCAAGUGCUUCGCGAAAUCUUGUCAUCCAUACACGAGUUUUACAUCUUCGACGAGGACCAAAGCAAAGUCGAGUCGCAGCUCCAAGAGCUGGAGAGAGAAGUGGAACAGCAGUUGGCAAAGUCUAAAGCCUUAAACACUGAGAUCAAAGAGCAUUACACGCAAACCCAGGAGUACCUUCCGUCAGAUUUGGCACACGAGCUUUCUGCGUUGGAAAUCUUGUCUGAAAACGUAAAAGCCACGAUGGACGAGAAACAACGUGAACUCAAUCGCGUCAAAACGAUCAGAGCUGAUUAUUUGCGUGACGUAGACGAAGUACAAAAUUGGAUUUUGGAAGCAGAACAGAAGGUGCAGGACCAGUCAGUUGAGCCUCAGAUUUUGAAGGAAUACAUUCAGCAAAUUCAAUCAGAAUUUGCGUCUGCCAACGAUAAGUUGGAAAGACUGACCAAGAAUGGACACUUCAUUUGCGAGAAAUCACGCGAUGUAGCUGAGCAGGACCUCAUCAGGUCGACAAUCGCCAAUCUAACUGAGCAGCUGCAGCAGGUCAAGUCGUGGCUGGAAGAGCGCAAGAUGCAGGUUGGCGACUCACUCGACUCGUGGCGGAAAUUCAUGCAGCUCUACGAGCACAUCAAGAACUGGUCUAACGAGAAAUCGGCCUUCCUGGCCGAACCACUUCGUCUAGCCACACUGGUUGAAGCUCGCCAGAAGGUUAACGAUUACUCGCUGGCGGUAAAGAGUUGCAAGCACAUCGGCAAGAACUUGGCUGAAAUGGCAAAAGAGCUGGAAAUCAUCGCCAGCACGUCCAGUAAUACUUCUGAUUUGCAAGAAAAGUUUGACGAGGUUGACGAGCUGAAAACUGAAGUCGAGGGCAAUCUAAUUGAAAGGAGCGCAUUACUGCAAGACACUGCUGAGGAAUGGGAGCAGUGUGAGAAAAAGAUGAAAGAUGUGCACGCCUGGAUCGAAAAGUCGAGAAUUGCACUGGAAUCUCCUCAAAACAAGAAAAAGGCUCUGAAAGACCAACUUGCGCUGAGAGAAAAAAUGACUAACGACAUCACGAUUCAGAAAACCAAAAUAAGCAUUUCUGCUGAAAAGCUACAAGUGCACUUUAGAGGCGGUGUAGGUGGCGAUGCCAAAGUAUCAGAACAAGCCGCUGAUAUUGUCAGGGAGCUUAGCGUGCUCUCGGGCCAGGUGAAAGAGCAGGCAGCUACCUUGGAAAGGUGCUUGUAUCAAAUCGAAAAGUACCAGCAGGAAAUCCAGCUGCUGCGGCAGCAGAUAAUCAAUGCAGAGCAGCAGCUAAGGGUGGUUAUGGCACCGACUUACUUGCCUCACAACCGCGAAAAGGCGCUCGAAGAGCAGAAUGCCUUCAGGGAACGUAUUAAAGCCUUGCAGAUCAAGAUAACUGCUCGUAACGGGCGAAUCAACCUUCUUAUCCAACGUGGAACUCCAGAUUUAGAGCCUUUAGAAUCAUAGCUUCAAAACCUUUAGGUGCUUUUGUCUUGGCAAAGACGCGCGCAAAAUUUCCUAACUCUCGCAAUGUCCCUGGUGAAAUGUUCCUAUCUUUGGAUCCAUCUUUAUCUAUCAAGUGACCAUCAGCACAUAUAUAAGAAAGCUGCAAAACACACUAGCAACAAAGCCUUGAUGUGGGUGUCUGAAUAGCUGAUGUGAUUGUUAGACAGUUUUUCUUCCACAAACACAUAUGUGAACCCUUUUUAUUUUCACUGAGCCCUAUAUAUUACUUCUUUCUGGCAAACCAUUUGUC